Messenger RNA from Dipodomys ordii (Ord's kangaroo rat), 1439 nucleotides. It is a transcript of the gene Hs3st1, whose product is annotated as heparan sulfate (glucosamine) 3-O-sulfotransferase 1. The transcript has 2 exons. The record is from RefSeq and is a predicted model, not a curated record. Gene Ontology annotation, molecular function: [heparan sulfate]-glucosamine 3-sulfotransferase activity. The coding region runs from base 231 to 1136 and encodes 301 amino acids. Lineage: Eukaryota; Metazoa; Chordata; Mammalia; Rodentia; Heteromyidae.
GAAUUCACUUCCCUCUGCCCACCGGGAACACAGACAUGCAAAGGGAGAGAUGAAUGCCCAGAGCUUUGCAGGUGGCCUUGGAAUUUGAGCUAUGACAUUUCCUGAUUCAGAGAUCUUGAGCAGAUCAUUUACCCUAAAUUUAACCGGCAGCCUUCCACACCCAUGUGCCACUGAUCGGAGGUCGGUCCCAGCCGCGUGGGGCGCCCUGAGGCCCCCCCCAGCUGUCCAGCAUGGCCUGGGCGGCGCUGCUCCUGGGCGCGCUGCUGCUGGUGGCCCAGCCCCGGCUGGUGCCUUCGCGCCCGGCCUCUCCCGGGUUCGAGCCCGGCGAUGGCGGCGGGGGGGUCGCCCCCACCAACGGCUCGGCCCGGCAGCUGCCUCACACCAUCAUCAUCGGGGUGCGCAAGGGCGGUACGCGCGCGCUGCUGGAGAUGCUCAGCCUGCACCCCGACGUGGCGGCCGCGGAGAAUGAGGUGCACUUCUUCGACUGGGAGGAGCACUACAGCCAGGGCCUGGGCUGGUACCUCAGCCAGAUGCCCUUGUCCCUGCCACACCAGCUCACGGUGGAGAAGACCCCGGCCUACUUCACCUCCCCCAAAGUGCCCGCGCGCGUGCACCGCAUGAACCCCGCCAUCCGCCUGCUGCUCAUCCUGCGGGACCCCUCGGAGCGCGUGCUGUCCGACUACACGCAGGUGUUCUACAACCACCUGCAGAAGCGCAAGCCCUACCCGGCCAUCGAGGAGUUCCUGGUGCGCCACGGCCACCUCAACGUGGACUACAAGGCGCUCAACCGCAGCCUGUACCACGUGCACAUGCAGAACUGGCUGCGCUUCUUCCCGCUCGGCCGCUUCCACAUCGUGGACGGGGACCGCCUCAUCCGGGACCCCUUCCCCGAGAUCCAGAAGGUGGAGAGGUUCCUGCGCCUGGCGCCCCAGAUCAACGCCUCCAACUUCUACUUCAACAAGACCAAAGGGUUCUACUGUCUGCGGGACGGGGGCCGGGACCGCUGCUUGCACGAGUCCAAGGGCCGCGCGCACCCCCAGGUGGACCCCAAACUCCUCCACAAACUGCACGAGUACUUCCACGAGCCCAAUAAGAAGUUCUUCGAGCUGGUGGGCAGAACAUUCGACUGGCACUGAUGGGCGAUCAUGGUCCCAGGCAGAAACCCAGACCUGUACAUCCAGAGGGGGAGGGAGAGAAUUUAAAACAGAAAGAAAAGGCAUUUAAGCUAUAAUUUAUUUGUAAAAAUAAAUUCCAUAAAUUACUUCUGUACAGUAUUAGAUUCACAAUUGCCAUAUAUAUAUAUAUAAAUAUAAAAAUACUAGUUAUAUUUUUCUACUUGUUAAACGGAGGGCAUUUUGUAUUGUUUUUUCAUGGUUGUUAACGUUGUGUAAUAUGUUAUAUGAAAGAACUAAACUAUUUCACUGAGAAAAAAAAGAUUU